AUGGCGAGCGAGGUCACUCCGCCUCUGAUCGUGCCGGCCACGCGUGCUCUGGCCAGCUCGAGCACGCCCCCACAUGCCAUCGACACCCGCCCUUCCACAUCCAGCGCUAUCGCACUACGCGCACUUCAGGCAAGCAUCGUCGUGGACAUCACCGUCAAUCUCGUCUAUGGAACUCGCACACGACUAUGGACCAUCUGGUCCUUGGCCCUCGCAAGGAUCAUCACCGUCGUCGUCCUCAUCGUCCUGCAUACGCGCGCUCUGAGCGCCGGAGCAUCGCACACUCCGUCGCAGGUGCACACACCUCGUCGAAGCCACCACCACCAUCAUUCAUCACGCCACCGUAUCCAUUGGAUAGGCAUCCACGUCCUCGUCGCCCUCCUCGCUUGUCUGUGGUACCUCAACGAACUUGUACAACGCCAAAUACUGUUUCCCACUCGGCACGUCGCCUUGGACCUCUCCGCUCUGGUCAAACAAUUCGUGCACGACCCAAGAGCGUGCUACCCGACUCUAUCCCUCGCGUUCGCUUUGAUCGAAUACGUCGCGUUCAUUUUCGUGAAUCGACCACAGCUUGCUUUGUCUUCAACACCACGAACAAGAAGAGCUCCCUUCGGAUCCGUGAAUGCCGAAGCGCUCAACCGUCCCCGACUACGAACUGACUCGUCCCAUCAACCUGACUCCGAACUUUUCGCGGACGACCACGCCGACUCCGACGUGGAAACUUACGCCACAGAAACAGAUACCGAUCCCGAUACGGAAACAGAAACGGACACCGAAGCCGAAGCGGACGAGAAUGAAAUCAUCGACGUACCCAAACGAGGCAGUGCAGGCGGCACAACAGGAGCCUCUUUGCGUAGUCGAGCCAGUCGAGCAAGUUUCUUCGCCUCUGCAGCAGCGGAAAAUGGGUCAUUCCCUAGAGCGACCGAGGACGAUGUUGGAGUUGAUGUCGCGGUGAGAAAUCGUAGUGUCUCGACGAGCUCACAAGGAUUCAGGUUGUCGCAGAAUUACGGGGCGCUGUCGCAGUCCAACCGGUCGUUUGGUGAGUUUGCUCGGUUGGACGGCGGCUUCUACUAG
Molecule: messenger RNA, 1071 nt
Organism: Microbotryum saponariae
Lineage: Eukaryota; Fungi; Basidiomycota; Microbotryomycetes; Microbotryales; Microbotryaceae
Source: the annotation of a GenBank genome assembly